Messenger RNA from Torulaspora globosa, 645 nucleotides. RefSeq names its product protein-tyrosine-phosphatase (gene OCA6). Gene Ontology annotation, biological process: protein dephosphorylation. The transcript has a single exon. NCBI's taxonomy places the organism in Eukaryota, Fungi, Ascomycota, Saccharomycetes, Saccharomycetales, Saccharomycetaceae. Gene Ontology annotation, molecular function: phosphatase activity. The record is from RefSeq and is a predicted model, not a curated record. Bases 1 to 645 code for a protein of 214 amino acids.
AUGUCGCUGGUGGCGCCGCUGCAGUUUAGCUUGGUGCAAGCUAACUUAUACCGUGGUUCGUAUCCACGGGAGAUCAACCUUCCAUUUCUCAGAACGCUAAAUCUCAAGUACAUUGUGUCCUUGACUCCAGAGCCGCUGGUGAAUGACCCAGUACUCGCCAGGUUCUGUGCUGAGAACAACAUUCAGACGAUUCACAUCGAAUGUCUGAAGGAGAAGAAGGACAAGUCUAAGCCUAAGGUCAAGAGAAAGAAAAAGGCGGUACCGAUCGAGUAUGAUGUUGUGAUACAGUGUGUGAAAUUCCUAGCCGAUGCCCGACACUACCCCUGCUACAUACACUGUACAAAUGGGGAGCUCGUAACGUCUUUGGUUGUUGCUUGCCUGAGGAAGCUGUCUUACUGGGGAACGGUAUCCAUACUUAACGAGUUUCUCGCCUACAAUUCAAGCAUCAACAUACAUGAGCGCAGCUUUGUGGAGAAUUUUAACUCUGAGAUUGAGAUAGAUAACCUAGAAAUCAAGGAUAAGAUACCAUGGAUCACUGUUCAGCACGUUUGGGUGUCGAAGGAUGAGAACAAAAAAGACAGGGAAGUCGCCAGAGUGGGGAGUGCGUCAAAUAUGCUGCCGAAAUUACGAUUUCAUAGUCUAUAG